UGUUUGCGGUCGGAGGUUGUGGACAGAGAAGAAAGUAGUACUUGUAGAUUAUCAUUUAAUACCUGCUCAAAGUUUCCAUGACUUCCUGUAGCGCAGCCGUAAUGGCUUGAACAAACUUACAAUAUUCCUUGAACUUACAAGACUCAGAAGGUAUUUUCCUAACGACGGAGCAGCCAGCUAGUCACCGACUGGAGAAACAAUGUCCAACCGUCUCGCUUUCCAGACUCAGCUGGCCUCCAUCAUGGAGGUCCUUGCUAAUGCAGCGGUGGCGGAGAUCUGUAAGCUGGUGGACGACGACUAUGCUGUGGUUAGUUUACAGAUGUCUCAGUGCCAGAGGGAGAACAAAGCCCUCAAGAGGAAGCUGCAUCUGUUAGAGCUUAAGAUGGCUCGGGGAAACGCAGAGAGGAGACUCCGGGAGAGCGCCCUGAGCAGCAACGUUAGCAGAGCCAGGGUUCAGAUAAACAACGACAGGCUCCGCCAGCACUCGUCUGCUCCCGGUGGUGUGUUUCAGCGACAGUUGGAUGUGCCUCUCUGGUCUGGUAGAGCUACUGCAGGGGACACAACCAGCGAGCCGAUCCAUUCCGACAACAUCCAGAGUAAAUCACCAGAUGUGGAGCUGGUGGAACCGGAGGCACUGCUGGUGAAGGAGGAGAAGGUGGAGGCUAGUAUGUCACAACAUGAAGAAAUAGAAGACGACGUGCCACUCAUAAGAGAUGAUGGAGUGGUGGAGUGUGUUCCCCGUGGAGCUGCAAGACAGAGACCCAGCCCUGAACAGCUGGACACCCAAUCCCCCUCCAGCCAGUCCCAGUCCCAGAGCAGCAAGUUGAGGCACAGCGGCGGCAGCAGAGGAGCGGAGAAGGAGGAGGAACCAGACAUGGUGCUUGUGAAGGUGGAGGAGGUAGAGCUAGUGACUGGAGCCCAGAGCCAGCCAGGCCUCAGCAUACAGGAGGGGUUAGUGGAGUCCAGCACAGAUGACUACAGAGGAGUGCUGCCAUUUGAUGAAACCACACAAACCUCCACCAAUCAGCUAUCUGAUCUGCAGGAGUCUGGGCAGGGCUUCUCAGAGGUCAGCUAUGGCCAUCCUUCACUGUGGACUAAUGGGGGGGAUAAUUAUUGUCAUGAUGACAGCCUCCCAGGGCCAUCCUCGCACUGCGCCCCCCUUUCAUACCUGCCCAGCACAGUCAUUGGUGCAGAGCCUGGUAGCUCUGGGAGGGGAUUGGCUGUUGAGAAUUCACCUGAAAGGGGAUUGGCUGUUGAAAGUUCUAGAGGCUUCCAUACCUCUGUGUCCUUUCCACAGGCUCCUGUUAUCGAUCUGUCAGAGGAGUCCAGCCCCAUUCAGUUGUCAGGUCAAAUGCAGAUCGUGCAGCUCUCAGGCUCAGGGCCUCAACAGUUUCUGAACCACAGUCAAAGUCAGGGCCAGAGAAGUUAUAUCAGAGCUGACACGCAGCAGAAAAUCCCCAGGAAGAGGGUUUGCAUCUGUAGGUUCUGUGGGAAAGGCUUCAGUUCUCCGGCAAAUUUAGAAUCCCACCUCAGGACUCACACUGGCGAGAGGCCGUAUGGCUGUAGCAUCUGUGGCAAAAAGUUCUCCCAGUUCUGGAACCUGAAGAUCCAUCGCAACAUCCACACAGGGGAGAGACCGUAUGCGUGCUCACUAUGCCCAGAGAGGUUUUCUGACCCAAGCAACCUGAAAAAACAUGAAAAAAGACACCACCCACAAACAUAGACACGUAGUCCAAAACGCUUGCUUGGAGAAUGGUGUGUAUUGCUUGUGCCACAUUUCAAACCCUCCAAGGAAUCACAAUAACAACAUUUUAGUCAAGUUUUUCCCUUAAUAUUUAAUAAUCAAAUCCCAAAAUCAAUAGCAAGAUGAAGAGUAAAUCUAGUUUGCUCUCCUGUGGCCAAGAACAUUUCUUUAUCUUCUCAUCCCGAAUGUCAGUCACA
Messenger RNA from Scomber scombrus (Atlantic mackerel), 1941 nucleotides. Its product is annotated as zinc finger protein 235. Gene Ontology annotation, cellular component: nucleus. The coding region runs from base 200 to 1723 and encodes 507 amino acids. The record is from RefSeq and is a predicted model, not a curated record. Lineage: Eukaryota; Metazoa; Chordata; Actinopteri; Scombriformes; Scombridae. The transcript is spliced from 6 exons.